Molecule: messenger RNA, 1449 nt
Organism: Linum trigynum
Lineage: Eukaryota; Viridiplantae; Streptophyta; Magnoliopsida; Malpighiales; Linaceae
Source: the annotation of a GenBank genome assembly
AUGCUGCAAUCAACGAGCUUCUUCUUCUCGUCGUCACCCCCUGCUUGUCGCCUUCACUGUCGUCGUCAGAAUCUGGCUAGCAGCAUUCGAAUAGGGAGAGUUCUCAUCACUCACAAGAAAGAAACUGCACUUUUUUGCGACGAAAAAUUCAUGGCUUGCUAUAGCUCCAUACGAACCUUUUCAUCGACAUCGCCCUUUUCCAAUCCUCCUCCCCGCGCCGCAAUUUCUAUCCCUAAGCUCCCCAUUCGAAUCUCCCUCCCCAAGAUCCCCACUUCUUCCACCAACCAAACCCAUCUCGCCUUCCAUCCCUCCGAUCAUGCUCUCCGGCCGGAAAUCACCCAUCAAUACCCGAUUGUGAUCACAACCACAUCGCCGGCCGACGAAGCAGCAGCUGUCUCCAGCACGCCAGUGACCGCCGAGCUGUACUACGCUGUCCUGGAGUCGAUCGCCGACAGGAUCGAGAUGCACGGCAACGUGGCAGUCCAGCGGGACAACUGGAACUCCCUCCUCCUCUCCUCCAUCAACAUGUCCAUCCUCGCCGCCACCACGAUGGCCGCCGUUUCCCCAUCUGUCUCGGCCGAUCAUUCCCUUCCCUUGGCUCUCGGCUCCACCAUUCUCUUCACCGCGGCGACCGGGCUGCUGGCCAUCAUGAACACCAUCCAGCCCUCUCAGCUUGCGGAGGAGCAGCGCAACGCCGCAAGAUUGUUCAGGCAGCUCCACUCCAAACUAAACGGGCCCGGAAAGGCCCAACCCACAAAGGCCCAGGUGGAAGACGCGGUGGAAAAAGUGCUGGCCAUUGACCGCGCCUACCCUCUCCCGUUGCUCGGCAAAAUGAUCCCCAAGUUCCCCAAAAAGUUCCAACCCGCCGUUUGGUGGCCUCGUCAAACCGCAGAGUCAUCCAAACGACGCCGUAGCGCCAAGGUAAGAAAUAGCAACAACGGAUGGAGCGAGGAGCUGGAGGCGGAGAUGCGGGAAGUCUCGGGAGCAUUGAAGAGUAAAGACAAGGAGGACUACGAGAGGCUUGGAAGCUUGAUGCUCAAGAUAAACAAGACUCUGGCCGUCUCGGGACCCGCGCUAUCCGGCGCGGCGGCGGCUGCUUCUGCUGUUGGGCUGGUCGGUGGUGACAACAACGGGUGGGCUGCGGCGGUGGCGGUGGCCGCCGGCGCGAUGGCCACUGCCGUGAAUACGUUGGAGCACGGCGGGCAGAUCGGGAUGGUGGUGGAGAUGUACAGGAACUGCGCCGGGUUUUUCAAUCAGCUCGAGGAAUCGAUUGAUUCCACUCUCGGCGAAUCAGGAUUUGAGGAGAGAGAGAAUGGUGAGGUGUUCGCGAUGAAGGUCGGGCUGGCGCUCGGAAGGAGUCCGGCGGAGGUCCGGGAGCUGGCUGGAAAGUGUGCUUACAGUAGGGAUGAAGGCACGCCGUUGGAUGAGUUUGCUAGCAAGCUCUUCUGA